GCAUGAAUGCGUUGACUGCACUUUGAGACGACAAAGAAGGUCUACCAUCAUAAAGCUGAAUCGCCCUUUGGGACUCGGUGAAACUUGCGAAAAUGCGUGGACUUUGCAUCUGCCUUGUCUUUAUCCUUGUCUGUGGUCUUGUAACUGCCACGGCUGCCGCCCCGGCUGAAAGCGAGGUGGCUCACCUCCGUGUUCGUCGAGGCUUCGGGUGCCCCCUGAACCAAGGCGCCUGUCACAACCACUGCCGCAGCAUUCGGCGCCGAGGCGGCUACUGCUCUGGCAUAAUCAAGCAGACCUGCACCUGCUACAGGAAUUAAUGCCUCCGCAGCGGUGACCCGUUUUCCCCACAUGGUUUCCUCAAAGAAUAUUUGCUAGUCGCGUUUACUGUCGCGGUUCUUGUGCUAAGGAAAUUUCAACCCCGGACUACUUACAGAAUGUAAGGUCUACAGUCGGCAGUAACAAUUAUUUCGAAUAUCCUGUUACUUACUUUGAGGCAUUAAACAUUAGGAGAACCUUACACGCGUGUUUAUUUUAGCAAGCUUACAAUAAAACUACGACUUGAUGCUUUGGAAACGCUUUGCUGGUGUAUACGCUUUCAAGAAAGACAAUAUGCAUAAUAAAGUUCGUUAUGCUUUCA
Molecule: messenger RNA, 637 nt
Organism: Dermacentor silvarum
Lineage: Eukaryota; Metazoa; Arthropoda; Arachnida; Ixodida; Ixodidae
Product: defensin
Exons: 4
Coding region: 93-317 (74 amino acids)
Biological process (GO): defense response
Source: RefSeq, a predicted model, not a curated record